This is a messenger RNA of Phytophthora infestans T30-4, 309 nucleotides long. RefSeq names its product secreted RxLR effector peptide protein, putative. The record is from RefSeq and is a predicted model, not a curated record. NCBI's taxonomy places the organism in Eukaryota, Oomycota, Peronosporomycetes, Peronosporales, Peronosporaceae. The transcript has a single exon. Bases 1 to 309 code for a protein of 102 amino acids.
AUGCGCGUGGUAGCUGUCCUCUUAGCCGCAAUUGCUGUCAGCGGAAGCACUGCGGCUCCGGACGCUCAGCCAACCUCUAUUUUGGCGAGUGGCUUAGCCAAAUUAAUUGGUCCAGACCAUGCCACUGAUAAGCGGCUCCUACGCACCGGUCGAGACGCUGAUGGCGACAAUUUUGAUGACAAAGAUAACGAUGAAGAAAACGGUAUCGAUGACGAGGAGGAGAGAUUCAAACAAUGGAAAAUUAACGACCUAAUUAACGGUAAAACGAGCACGCUGUUUUCAAAGUGGAAAGGACGGUUACUCGGCUGA